Solanum dulcamara is the source of this 870-nucleotide messenger RNA. RefSeq lists its product as uncharacterized. The record is from RefSeq and is a predicted model, not a curated record. NCBI's taxonomy places the organism in Eukaryota, Viridiplantae, Streptophyta, Magnoliopsida, Solanales, Solanaceae. Bases 158 to 676 code for a protein of 172 amino acids. The transcript is spliced from 3 exons.
AACUUUUCUUCUUCUAUCCCCUACGCAUCUUUCAAAUUCAGAUCCAUUCCGUUUCUUUCUCCUUCACGUCAUCAACAAAUCGAGCAUUCCCUCAUUCAUCGCCACUUUCUUCCUCCACACUUCUCCAGGCGGAAAAGGAAGGCUUAAUUUGUUAGAAAUGGCGACAGUUCGAAUGUUUACCUUCACGCUUCUCUUUGCUGUUUUGUUUGUUCAACAAUGUACCUGUACAGAUCCGCCGGCAAGUUCACCAAGUCCUGCACCGGAAUCUGGCGCUGAUGUAGCUUAUCCACCGGUGAGUACGGCUCCGUCACCUUUAUCAAAUCUGACCUCUCCUCCAGCGCCUCCGCCGUCUGAUCUAUCUCCGGAUUCGUCUCCAGCGCCAUCACCAGGGAAUGCUACUUCGAAACAGUCUCCGUCUUCGGCACCAGCACCGGCUCCGAAUUCUGAAGUUGCAAGUGAUAUAAGCCACGAGAGUGAAGAGUCGUCGAAGGAAUCCUCUGGUGGUGGAAUGACGAGUGGGAAGAAGGCCGGAAUAGCAGUUGGAGUAAUCGCCGCCGUUUGUUUUGUAGGUCUCGGUGCAUUGGUGUACAAGAAGCGACAACAGAAUAUCCAACGAUCGCAGUUCGGACGAGGUGUUGCCCAGACGGAAGCAAAAAAUGUGGGAGCUCUCGGGUGAGGGGUAAAAAAAACUAAAGAAAAGAAAGAAAUGCAUUUGUAGGGUAAAGUACACCUUUAAAUUGAAUGAGUUGUUAGUUAGUUGAAUGAUUUUUUCAGGAAUAAAUGUGGAUCUGUUGUAUAUUGUUGGUUAAAGUUUGGAACUUGCUUCAUGUACACUGCAAUUGUACUUAGCGUGAAUGAAAUAGAAGCUGC